CAAAACCCGCCACGUGAGGGAGGGUGUGAGUGACCUAGAAAGAGAGAGAAGAAGGUCAAGGAAGAAUGGCGGCUGCGGCGGCUGGCGAGGAGAGUGUUCUGGUGAAGUUCGUGACCAAGCAAGAGCAGUAUGCAGUGUCUGGGGCCUCGGUCCUGGUCUCGACGGACAGCAACAACGCUAAGCUGAAUGAACUCCUUAAAGCCUUCAUAACACAAGGCUCCACCAGGGUUGCCGCCGAUCUACCAAGGUUCGACUUCGUGAUUGAGGGGCAGCUCCUGGUUGGGCGGAUCUCUGAGCGGCUGGAGGAGAGCGGAAGAGGAUUGGAGGGAGUGGUUGAGGUGGAGUUUCUUGAGAGGCUUCCACCGCCCACCCCCAAGGAUUCACUCCACCACGAUGACUGGGUCUCGGCGGUUCAUGCCUCGGAGGACUGGCUGCUGACGGGGUGCUACGACAACACCCUACACCUCUGGAGCAUGGCGGGGCUGGCGGGGGGGCGGGGCGAGGGUGCGCACCGCAUGACCAUCCCCGCCCAUCGCGCCCCGGUCAAGGCGGUCAGCUGGCUACAGACAGAGGGCCCACUGAGGUCAUUUGUCAGCACCUCCAUCGACCAGACCGCCGUGGUGUGGGUGUGGCGGAGCGCAACCAAUUCGGUGGAGUGCGUCAGUGAGUGCUAUGGACACACCCAGAGCGUGGAGUGCGUGGCUGUGGACGACCGCAAGGAGUAUUUUGCCACGGGGAGCUGGGACAACCUGCUCAAGAUAUGGACUGUUGCAAACCAGGAGAAGAAGGAGGGAGAGGAGGAGGAGGAAGAGGAAGGAGGAGGAGGGGAGGAGAGGAAGAGGAGGAAGUCCACAAAACCACGGAAGAAGACCCCAUUAGUGACCCUCGACGGCCAUUCCGAGAGCGUGGGGGGGGUGGCCUGGACUGGGGGCGGGGGAGGUGAGGUGGCGACAGCUUCCUGGGAUCACACUCUUAGGGUCUGGGACGUCGAGCUGGGUGGGGUCAAAGGUCAGGUCGUCGGGAACUGCGCGUUCUUCUGCGUGUCAUGGUCGCCGCUCGCUCGCACCCUCCUGGCCGGCUGCGCUGAUCGGCAUAUCCGGAUGUAUGACCCCAGGCUGACGGAGGGCAGCGUGGUGCAGCAGAAGUUCACGUCACACACCAAGUGGGUCCCCAGCGUGCGUUGGUCCACCACAUCGCCGAACCUCUUUGUGUCUGGAGGCCACGACAACCUCAUUAAGGUCUGGGAUGUCCGGAGCCCCAAGGCCCCGCUGUACGACCUGACGGGGCACGACGACAAGGUUCUGGCGGUGGACUGGACACACCCCGGCUAUGUAGUGAGCGGCGGAGCGGACUGUACCACAAAGGUCUUCGACACGGCUGUCAGGAGGGAGGCUGAGGCUGCUGCUGCUGCUGGUGCUCCUGUGUAGUGUGUGUGUGUGUGUGUGUGUGUGUGU
Eriocheir sinensis (Chinese mitten crab) is the source of this 1454-nucleotide messenger RNA. Its product is annotated as ribosome biogenesis protein WDR12 homolog. Gene Ontology annotation, molecular function: protein binding. Bases 66 to 1427 code for a protein of 453 amino acids. The transcript is spliced from 10 exons. The record is from RefSeq and is a predicted model, not a curated record. Gene Ontology annotation, cellular component: preribosome, large subunit precursor. Gene Ontology annotation, biological process: ribosome biogenesis. NCBI's taxonomy places the organism in Eukaryota, Metazoa, Arthropoda, Malacostraca, Decapoda, Varunidae.